AUGGGAAAAGAAAGUAACAGCAGCACUUUUUCAGUGUUGAAUUUGCUGAAUCAAACGGUUUCAGAGCCUCACUAUCUCUUCCAUUUCUUAACCUUCUUCUCCUAUAUAAUCGUUCGCUGCUCCGCAUCGCAAGUUUUAGCGCCUCACCUCAUUCAGAUUCUCAUUCGUCGCGAAAUACAAACGCUCUUGGUUUUCGCUGUUUUGGCUUUCAUCAAGGGUAUUAGAGAAGAGACAUGGGAAGCCUUCAUAGCUGAAGCACUUUUCAUUGCCAAGAUUUGUCUUUUUAUCCUUACCUUUACAAUGGAUCGCCGCAUAGCCGUUUGGUAUACUCUUGUAUUUUUAGUUAUACAUGUACUGACACAACCCCUUCAUCUUUGCUUCUACUCACCAAACCGUUCUCACCAUCAACACAGUCUUCCGUUUCACCUUCAUCACCAUCAACACAGUCUUCCGUUUCACCUUCAUCACCAUCGAUUCACCACCGUCAGCCAUCGAUACACCACUAUGCCGUCGAUUCUCCCUCGUCAUCCAUCAUUCUCCACCGUUUCACCAAAAAUAAAGAAUGAACCUCAACAACAAGCACCAGGGCAGUAG
Messenger RNA from Vicia faba (fava bean), 594 nucleotides. The record is from the annotation of a GenBank genome assembly. NCBI's taxonomy places the organism in Eukaryota, Viridiplantae, Streptophyta, Magnoliopsida, Fabales, Fabaceae.